AUGGCCCCAGCACCAACUGCUCCUCAGGAGGUAGCACCUGCUCUGCUCACGCCUCCAGCCAACAAAGGUUCUCACAGUCUCUCUUUCGAUGCUUCUAAGCAUUUGCACUUCGAGCCGCCCUCUCGGGUCUGGUCUCUGCAGGAUCUGGGCUACCCAGAUAGCCAGGGCAUCUCGCCAAUCGGUGUGACUGAACCAUUUCGUCUCUUCUCCGAAGAAGCCAUCGGAGAAAUGAGAAGAGAACUGUUUACGAACAAGCAGAUAUGGUCCUCACAUCGGUUCUCGAGCAAGUAUGCUGAAUGCCAGCUUCGAGGAUAUGCCCGCGAACAUGCACCGUUCAUUUACAAUGCUUGGAAAGAUUCGGAAACGCUGCGCAUCAUUUCCACCUUAGCAGGCAUCGACGUGGUGCCUGUUAUGGACUACGACAUCGCCCAUAUCAACAUCUCGGGCCCAAGUAUCCCGCAUCUAUCUCCCCUAGAACAAGAUCGAAACAGAGAACUCGUUCAAGAGAAAGAGAUCAAGAAGCCAAAGGUGGAGGACAAGAACGAUGCGAUUGUCAGCUGGCACAAUGAUAGCUAUGCAUUCGUGUGCGUUACCAUGCUCUCGGACUGCACGGGUAUGACUGGAGGCGAGACAGCGUUGAAGACGGCUGACGGCAGUGUUAUCAAAGUUCGAGGACCUCAAAGAGGCUACGCUGUUGUUCUUCAGGGGCGAUACAUCGAUCACCAAGCUCUCCGAACUCUGGGAGGCUCGGAGCGAGUCAGCAUGGUUACCGCGUUCCGAGCGCGAACCUGGGCAAUCCGAGAUGACACUGUUCUUAAGCUGGUGCGACCCAUCUCCAACAUUGAUGAGCUGUACUCCGAGUACGCACAGUAUCGGUUCGAGAUGCUGGAGAACCGGUUCAGAGCUUGUCGAGAAGGGCUGGAUAGAGACAUUGAACGCAAAAGCCCAUUUGAUGUGUCAGGUGCCAGGGCUUUCAUCAGAGCACAGGUGGAAUUUCUAGAGCAGAUGGAAAAGGAGAUCCUAGAGGAGGAUGACUGGAAGAAGAUAUAUGAUGGAUCUUGA
Messenger RNA from Fusarium keratoplasticum, 1062 nucleotides. RefSeq lists its product as uncharacterized. Lineage: Eukaryota; Fungi; Ascomycota; Sordariomycetes; Hypocreales; Nectriaceae. The transcript is spliced from 3 exons. The record is from RefSeq and is a predicted model, not a curated record. The coding region runs from base 1 to 1062 and encodes 353 amino acids.